This is a messenger RNA of Fusarium keratoplasticum, 2487 nucleotides long. RefSeq lists its product as uncharacterized. Bases 1 to 2487 code for a protein of 828 amino acids. The record is from RefSeq and is a predicted model, not a curated record. Lineage: Eukaryota; Fungi; Ascomycota; Sordariomycetes; Hypocreales; Nectriaceae. The transcript has 5 exons.
AUGAACUGGCUGCAAUCGCUCGCGGGACACAGCUCAAACAAGACCGAGGAGACUGCUAAGUCAGUCAAGAAAGCGUACCGCGGUCGCAUUCGGCAUUUCCUGGAUUUAGCAGCCCGUGACGAAUUACUAAGGUCCAAACUUCAAAGAUCGGGCAUCAUUGGUGAAGAUGAGCUUGGAGAGCUGUUCGAAUGGGGGAGGCAGGCCGCCACUGAAAUCGCCCAGCUCAGGGACUCGCUAAACGAGACGAUUAAUGAGAGGAACUAUCGUGUUGGCGAGCUUGAGAAAGACAAAUCGGCUCUUUACAAGCAGAUUACAGGUCUCUCAGACCAACUUGACAGAAGGAAUGCGGAGUUGGAACAGACUACAAGAAGGCUAGAGGCCAAACAGGCAGAGAUGGAUCAAGCUGUGCGGAAGCAUUACGAACAAAUCAACAAACUCGUUCUCGACCACUCUCGCGAUCUUGGGAUUCUCGAGACCAGGCUGAACAAUGAGAAGCGGCAUCUGCAGGCACAGCUGCUGGUCUCGGGCGACAAGAGCCAGGCCUGGCCCGACGAGAAGCUGCGAACGCAAUUCCGCGAGCUUUGUCGCAUCGUUGACAAUGCCACAGCGACUAUUGCGACAACAGUCGAUAUCUCCUCUCAAGUGCUGAGCCACCGUCUUGACCCGGACGACUCACUGAGCCUGGUGAAGGAGAGGCCACAUUUCUGGCUCAGGUGGCGAGUCUGGUCAGUCCUCCAAGCGGGAUUCUUUUCUCUUCCAUUCGGAUUUGGCGCUUUCGGGCCCGACAGAGGGGCAGUUGAGAUCACAGCGGUGUACCACGCAUGGAGGAGCAGACUUGAUGGCUCGAAAGACUCUGACCUGGAUAUCUUCCACAGCAACGAGGUGGCGAAUCGCUGGCGCUCCAUUACCUUUCAGACGCUGGCUGCUGCUGCUACCGAUGGAGGCUCUGGAAGCCUCAUCCAGCUGGGCCACAACAACGUUACCCAUGUGACGGAGCAGAUCAUAUCUCUGCUCUCGGUCAUCUCAGGCGCUCAGCUUCAGGGCGGACUGCAGGGCGAAAUGCGCACAGCAGCAGGCCUGGCCUAUGAGCUGGCGCUGCAGUUUGGCGUCAAUCCUGCUAGACUGGCGGUACCGCUGGAUGUGUGCUGGUUCAAAGCAGAUGCAGUAAUCGGGGGACUCAGAGAGAAGGCAGACAGUCUCCUUGCUCUGUCUGAGACGAGUAGGAGCGUUGGCCCUCAGAAUCCUGCCAUCUUUACAUCACGUUCAAGAGACAUGAAAGGUCUCUGGUAUGUCCCCACUCGAGGCAUCAAGCCAGGUAUUGGGGUCGUUGUCUGGCUCUGGCUGGCUACGACUGUGAUUACUAUUGUCACUGCCUGCUCCAUUGGGAGCGUACCCUCCUCUUGGAGAAUUACGCGGUUGCUUCACGCAGGAAUGGCGUUGCUUUGCCUAUACUUGCUCCUCCACUGCCUUGACCUCACCGUACAGCAAGCAGGGACUGCGGUGACAUAUAACUACAUCGUCUUUCAGAGUUUGAAUACUGUCUGGAGAACACUAUCUGAUAUUUUCCUGUUGUGCGGUUGCUGGUUGAACCUCCUACGACAUCAAACACCCAAGGUCGCCGUUUGGAGGAGUGACUUGGUCAUUGCUGGCAUUCUCUGGGCUUUGGGCCUGUACAAGCUGGGUCUUCAGUUCGCCCUAGGCUUCGCAUGGCUCGACUUCGUGGACAUCAAAAUAAUAGAUUCCAUAGCAGCAGCCCGAAGUGGGUUUGAUGUUGCUUUUGCAGCUCUCUACUUUGCCACCAUGCUCCUUAUCAUGGUGGAAUUGGUGCCAGAGCAGGGCAAGAAAUUUCUCUCUCCUCGAGAACCUUUCAAAUACGGGGAUGACGCAGACAUGCAACGGUGCUUGGAACGAUUCAGAGAGGAAACUCAUAUGGCUGGCUGGGCCACUUACUGCCUUUUGGUGCGAGCAUUCUGCGAAGUCGUUAUUGUCGGUCAACUUGAUCGGGCGCCAAAAGGAAUUCUGAACAUCUACAGAGCUCAAGACGUUUGCUACAGUCUUUUCAGUCUCCUUUUUGUGGUUUUCAUUGCGUGCUCUAUCCCGAGUGGCUCCGCAAAGGAUCCGGAUCCAUGGGAGUUGGAAAGCAAGAUUUCUGCGCGCUUGGCAGAGGAGCAGAGAAUAUUGGAUGAAGCCUUUCAAAUCACUCUGCAGAACUCUCUCGAUGGCUGGCCUGAAGAAGCGGACAGACUUUUCAAAGAGAGACUCGCAACCGUGACCGAGUCUGGGACGAAAUCAGCCCCUGUUGUCUCAGUUGUUCUUGACAUGCUCCGUGACCAGGUUCGACAAGAAGGGUCGGAUGAGAGGCUGCUACAGGGAAGGCUGGACCACUUGACAAGAAUGGGACAAGAUCUUGAAGAUUGGGUUCCUGUGUACAAAUGGGAUGGGCAUUCCAGCGACAGUCAUGCUGCUGGAGAAGAGGAAAACAGUUGA